Messenger RNA from Benincasa hispida (wax gourd), 1332 nucleotides. RefSeq lists its product as uncharacterized. NCBI's taxonomy places the organism in Eukaryota, Viridiplantae, Streptophyta, Magnoliopsida, Cucurbitales, Cucurbitaceae. Gene Ontology annotation, molecular function: mRNA binding. The record is from RefSeq and is a predicted model, not a curated record.
AAAGGUUCGGUAACCUCAAUCCAGAAGUUCUAAAGCUUCUAAUUUGUAAUUUUCUAGUGCGCUACCCGGCGAAGCUCGCGAUUCCCAGCCUGAAAAUCGGAGCAUUUUCUUAUUUGCUGUUGGCUAUGGCGGGUCCUUCCUCGGCUCCUUCAGCACCUUCUUCCUCAUCAGGUUCCCAAUUUACGUAUUCAAACGGUUCCUACUUUCCUUUACCGUUCCAUCUCCAGCAGUCUGCUCCAGCAGCGGCUGCCCCCCAGUAUCCCUCUCCCUAUGUCGCCCCUCCAGGUCCUCCGGCAGUUCCCCUCCCCGUCGCAUCUGUUUAUCCGCCUCCUGCUCCGGCUCCUGCUGUCUAUACUCUCCCUCAAUACCAGCAGGCCCAACAAUUGUUUCAAAGGGAUGCUCAAACGAUAACACCGGAAGCUCUUGAGAGUGUUAAAGCUGCCCUUGCAAGUAGUGAGAUCGAGCAUAAAGCAGAAACAAAAAAGAAAGCUAUUCCUCGCAAAGCUGCCGGGCAAUCUUGGGAGGAUCCAACACUUGCUGAGUGGCCUGAAAAUGAUUACCGUCUAUUUUGUGGAGAUCUUGGCAAUGAAGUGAAUGAUGACGUGCUCUCUAAAGCAUUCUCACGAUUUCCUUCAUUUAACAUGGCUAGAGUUGUUAGAGAUAAGCGAACAGGGAAAACCAAGGGCUAUGGAUUUGUUAGCUUCUCCAAUCCUACUGACCUUGCUGGAGCACUUAAAGAAAUGAAUGGUAAGUACGUCGGAAAUAGGCCGAUAAAACUAAGAAAGAGCAAUUGGAAGGAGAGGACAGACUAUGAAGCCCUGGGAAGACACAAGAACCACACACAAAAGAAAUCGAAGCUUCCAAAGAAGAGUAUCUUGCACAAGUAAAGGUCACCUGCAUCCUUGUAUCUCUGUUUACGCCUGGAAUAUAAUCGUCAAUCAAGUGAUCGUACCGUAUGUCUAACCAGUGUUCAGAAAUUUCACGAAGUUAGUAUCUGAUGGAGCUUUCUGUUCUCCGCUGCAACUCUUUUGAAAUUAAGUGAUUGUGCAUUAGAGAGGAGGAUGUUUACUUUGAAGGAAUAGAUCUUGUAGAGUGUUAUGCAUUCUCCAUUUUCUUUGGCAAUUUAAUGAAGGAAUGGGGAAUUAGUUCUGUUUGAAAAUGCAUAGUUAGCAUAAAUGGUUGGACAUUACUCUUGUAACCUGAAGUGGUUGGGUUCAAAUCUCAGGUCAUGUGAAAGUGAAACAAUACAACUAUUCUUGAGCAUUGAGCUGAUAUUGCAACUCUUUUAUACAUAUAUAUACGGUGGAGAAACCUCCAUACUACGCGGGAAAA